UGCCUCUGGGUGAUGACCUACCUAUGUACGUAUACAUCCAAAGGGCACGUAUCCAUGCCCUAAUUUUAUUAGGAGGUCUCAUUCUACCGGACACCACGGGGUGUAAGGUGCCAUUUAUGUGGUUGAAUGGGCUUGGGGAUCCAGAAGAGGUGAAGAAUAUUAGUUGGGGAAGUGCGGCAUUGGCCUACCUUUAUCAUUAUCUGUGCGAGGCUUCCAUGGAUAAGAGAAAAGAGUUGGGCGGGCCUAUGAUGCUUCUGCAGCUAUGGGCGUGGGAAAGAAUGCCCACAUUGAGGCCUGCGUUCAUUGGACCAGUUGUGCACGAGCCAUAUGCACCAUGUGGCGCCAGGUGGAAAGGAACAACGCAGAUAGAAAAUGCUCCUAGACACUCGGUUGAGCAUUAUCGUGACCAAAUAUCUCUGAUUAGACCUGGCCAGUUUAUCUGGACGCCAUACGCACAUUGCAUACUGCCUGACUACUGCAAUGAUGUGACUGGAUGCUCUCUGUGCGAGACCUACUUGGUAUGUUGGGCCUAUGUCGAGGCCCAUGAGCCUGGACGAGUGUGACGACAGUUCAAUCGG
Messenger RNA from Salvia splendens (bonfire salvia), 578 nucleotides. Its product is annotated as serine/threonine-protein phosphatase 7 long form homolog. Lineage: Eukaryota; Viridiplantae; Streptophyta; Magnoliopsida; Lamiales; Lamiaceae. The record is from RefSeq and is a predicted model, not a curated record. The transcript has 3 exons. Gene Ontology annotation, biological process: meristem maintenance; meristem development. The coding region runs from base 24 to 563 and encodes 179 amino acids.